Messenger RNA from Crotalus tigris (Tiger rattlesnake), 1415 nucleotides. Its product is annotated as cadherin-1-like. Gene Ontology annotation, cellular component: catenin complex; adherens junction; membrane. Lineage: Eukaryota; Metazoa; Chordata; Lepidosauria; Squamata; Viperidae. The record is from RefSeq and is a predicted model, not a curated record. Gene Ontology annotation, biological process: multicellular organism development; cell-cell junction assembly; purine nucleobase metabolic process. The coding region runs from base 137 to 1288 and encodes 383 amino acids. The transcript has 9 exons. Gene Ontology annotation, molecular function: cadherin binding; hydroxyisourate hydrolase activity; calcium ion binding.
AGAUCUUGGACUCUGGUUUCCAUCAGUCCCUCCCAAGCAGCACAGGCAGCAGUAGGAAAGCAUCAGAACCCGCAACAGGCUUUGGAACUCUCUGACGAGCCCUACUCAGUGGAGACGUUGGGGAUGGAAAAGGGACAUGAAUGAGCUAACACCGAGUCCUGUUCAUCCCAACCCAGUCCAGCAACAGAACUUGGCCAAGUCUGGCUGUCAAGAGACCCGUCCGGCUGCUCAGGCGGAGGUGCUGCUUUUUCCAAGGUCUUCAUCUGGCCUGAGGCGGCAAAAGAGAGACUGGGUCAUCCCUCCGAUCCUUUGCUCUGAGAACGAAAGGGGGCCUUUCCCCAAGAACCUGGUGGCGGUCAAGUCCAGCAAAGAAAAAGAGGGCACCGUCUACUAUAGCAUCACUGGGCAGGGGGCCGACAGCCCUCCGGUUGGCACCUUCAUCAUCGAGAGGGAAACCGGCAUGCUGAAGGUGACUCGCCCGCUGGACAGGGAGAAGAUUUCGCGCUACCAGCUGUUUUCCCAUGCGGUGUUAGCCAAUGGCCAGACAGCAGAGGACCCCAUGGAGGUGAUCAUCAGUGUUGGUGACCAGAAUGACAACCGUCCACAGUUCAUCCAGAGCGUCUUCAAAGGGUCUGUGGAAGAGGGAGCUAAACCAGGUAGUCCAGUGAUGCAGGUGUCGGCCACCGACAACGAUGACGCUGUGGACACCCUCAAUGGGGUUGUAUCUUACUCUAUUCUCAGCCAGGAGCCCCCAGAGCCACUCAGCAACAUGUUCACCAUCAAUUCAAAAACAGGCCUCAUCUCCUUGAACAAAGCGGGCCUGGACAGAGAGAAAGCCCCCAAAUACACCCUGAUCCUGCAAGCCGUAGAUAUGGACGGGGAUGGCCUUUCCACCACCGCAACUGCAGUGAUCCAGGUUGCCAGCUCCAGUGAGGGCCAUCACACAUCCCUGAGCGUCCAUGCGCUGAACGUGUUCACUGGCCUUCCUGCAACCGGCUUGGCCGUGCACCUCUCUCAGCUUGAAGCCCCCAACGAGGCCUGGAUGGAACUAAUGACAAGCACGACCAGCAUGGACGGGCGCAUGGACAAGAGCAAGCUGGCCUCCCUGCAGCUGGAAACUGGCACCUACAAGCUGCGCUUUGCCACAGGAGAAUACUGGCAGCAACAGGGUCUCACCAGCUUCUACCCUUACGUGGAAGUUGUCUUUACCAUCACAGAGGCCGAGCGAAAGGUGCACAUCCCACUGCUGCUCAGCCCCUAUUCCUAUGUGACCUACCGAGGGAGCUAGUGCGAGAGCCGGGGCUUCCCUUGGGAUCCUGGCCCACCCAGAGGGGACUGCACCCAAGACCAGCUGUGACGCCAGCUCAGGGUCUUCUCUGAGGAAACACAAGCCUAAUAAAAGAUCUACCUUGCAA